AUGGAGCCCGGGCCCGCGGCGCCCUCCUCCGGCCCCCAGAGGUCGGCCGGGGUCGGGGAUACUCCACUGGCCGCCGCCGGGGUAGACCUGCCCGGCACUGCGGUGCCCUCAGUGCCAGAGGAUGCUGCGGCCGCGAGCCGAGACGCCGGCGGGGUCCGCAGCGAGGUCACCGCGGCGGCCGGGGACGGGCUGGGCAGACCCCUAGGGCCCACUCCAAGCCAGAGCCGCUUCCAGGUGGACCUGGUUUCCGAGAACGCGGGGCGGGCCGCUGCGGCGGCGGCGGCGGCCGGUGCUGGGGCGGGGGGCAAGGGGACCUCCACGGAUGGGAAAGUCAGCGGCGAGGGCGGGCCUGCGAAGGGGAGCGAGGAAGCCAAGGGCCGCUUCCGUGUGAACUUCGUGGACCCAGCUGCUUCCUCGUCUGCGGAAGACAGCCUUUCGGAUGCGGCGGGGGUCGGAGGCGACGGGCCCAACGUGAGCUUCCAGAACGGCGGGGACACGGUGCUGAGCGAGGGCAGCAGCCUGCACUCGGGCGGCGGCGGCAGCAGUGGGCACCACCAGCACUACUACUAUGAUACCCACACCAACACCUAUUACCUGCGCACCUUCGGCCACAACACCAUGGACGCUGUGCCCAGGAUCGACCACUACCGGCACACAGCUGCGCAGCUGGGCGAGAAACUGCUUCGGCCCAGCCUGGCCGAGCUGCACGACCAGCUGGAAAAGGAACCUUUUGAGGAUGGCUUUGCCAAUGGAGAAGAAAGUACUCCAACCAGAGAUGCGGUGGUUACGUACGCGGCGGAAAGUAAAGGGGUCGUGAAGUUUGGCUGGAUCAAGGGUGUCUUAGUACGUUGUAUGUUAAACAUUUGGGGUGUGAUGCUUUUCAUUAGAUUAUCAUGGAUCGUGGGGCAAGCUGGAAUAGGUCUGUCAGUCGUUGUAAUAAUGAUGGCCACCGUUGUAACAACUAUCACAGGAUUGUCCACUUCAGCAAUAGCUACUAAUGGAUUUGUAAGAGGAGGAGGAGCAUAUUAUUUGAUAUCUAGAAGUCUAGGACCAGAGUUUGGUGGUGCAAUUGGCCUGAUCUUUGCUUUUGCAAAUGCUGUCGCAGUUGCCAUGUAUGUGGUUGGAUUUGCAGAGACUGUGGUGGAGUUGCUGAAGGAACAUUCCAUUCUUAUGAUAGAUGAGAUCAAUGAUAUCCGAAUUAUUGGAGCCAUUACGGUGGUGAUUCUUUUAGGUAUCUCAGUAGCCGGAAUGGAGUGGGAAGCAAAAGCUCAGAUUGUUCUUUUGGUGAUUCUUCUUUUUGCUAUUGGUGAUUUCGUCAUAGGAACAUUUAUUCCAUUGGAGAGUAAGAAGCCCAAAGGAUUCUUUGGUUAUAAAUCUGAAAUAUUUAAUGAGAACUUCGGACCAGAUUUUCGAGAGGAAGAGACUUUCUUUUCUGUAUUUGCCAUCUUUUUUCCUGCUGCAACUGGUAUUCUGGCCGGAGCAAAUAUCUCAGGUGAUCUUGCAGAUCCUCAGUCAGCCAUACCCAAAGGAACACUCUUAGCCAUUUUAAUUACCACGUUGGUUUACGUAGGAAUUGCAGUAUCUGUAGGUUCUUGUGUUGUUCGGGAUGCCACAGGGAACGUUAACGACACUAUUGUAACAGAGCUAACGAACUGCACUUCUGCAGCCUGCAGAUUAAACUUUGACUUUUCAUUUUGUGAAAGCAAUCCUUGUUCCUACGGCCUAAUGAACAACUUCCAGGUAAUGAGUAUGGUGUCAGGAUUUGCACCAUUAAUUUCUGCAGGUAUCUUCUCAGCUACUCUUUCUUCAGCAUUAGCAUCCCUUGUCAGUGCUCCCAAAAUAUUUCAGGCUCUGUGUAAGGACAACAUCUACCCAGCUUUUCAGAUGUUUGCCAAAGGUUAUGGGAAAAAUAAUGAACCUCUUCGUGGCUAUAUUUUAACAUUCUUAAUUGCACUUGGAUUCAUCUUAAUUGCUGAACUGAAUGUUAUUGCUCCCAUCAUCUCUAACUUCUUCCUGGCAUCAUAUGCGCUGAUUAAUUUUUCAGUAUUCCAUGCAUCACUUGCAAAAUCUCCAGGAUGGCGUCCUGCAUUCAAAUACUACAACAUGUGGAUAUCACUUAUUGGAGCAAUUCUUUGUUGCAUAGUGAUGUUUGUCAUUAACUGGUGGGCUGCAUUGCUCACAUAUGUGAUAGUCCUUGGGCUGUAUAUUUAUGUUACCUACAAAAAACCAGAUGUGAACUGGGGGUCUUCCACUCAGGCCCUGACUUACCUGAAUGCACUGCAGCAUUCCAUUCGUCUUUCUGGGGUGGAAGACCAUGUCAAGAACUUUAGGCCACAGUGUCUUGUUAUGACAGGUGCUCCAAACUCACGUCCAGCUUUACUUCAUCUGGUUCAUGAUUUCACAAAAAACGUUGGUUUAAUGAUCUGUGGCCAUGUACAUAUGGGCCCUCGAAGACAAGCAAUGAAAGAGAUGUCCAUUGACCAAACCAAAUAUCAGAGAUGGCUUAUUAAAAACAAAAUGAAGGCAUUUUAUGCUCCAGUCCAUGCAGAUGACUUAAGAGAAGGUGCUCAGUAUUUGAUGCAGGCUGCUGGGCUUGGUCGUAUGAAACCAAACACACUUGUCCUUGGAUUUAAGAAAGAUUGGUUGCAAGCAGAUAUGAGGGAUGUGGAUAUGUAUAUAAAUGUAUUUCAUGAUGCUUUUGACAUACAAUAUGGAGUAGUGGUUAUUCGCCUGAAAGAAGGUCUGGAUAUAUCUCAUCUUCAAGGACAAGAAGAAUUAUUGUCAUCACAAGAGAAAUCUCCUGGCCCCAAGGAUGUGGUGCUAAGUGUGGAGUAUAGUAAAAAGUCAGAUUUAGAUACUUCUAAGCCACCUGGUGAAAAACCUGUUACACAUAAAGACGAGGAAGAGGAUGGCAAGACUCCAACUCAACCACUGUUGAAAAAAGAAUCCAAAGGCCCUGCUGUGCCUUUAAAUGUAGCUGACCAAAAGCUUCUUGAAGCUAGCACACAGUUUCAGAAAAAACAAGGAAAGAAUACUAUUGAUGUCUGGUGGCUUUUCGAUGAUGGAGGUUUGACCUUAUUAAUACCUUAUCUUCUGACUACCAAGAAAAAGUGGAAAGACUGUAAGAUCAGAGUAUUCAUUGGUGGAAAAAUAAACAGAAUAGACCAUGACCGGAGAGCGAUGGCUACGUUGCUCAGUAAGUUCCGGAUAGACUUCUCAGAUAUUAUGGUCCUAGGAGAUAUCAAUACCAAACCAAAGAAAGAAAAUAUUACAGCUUUUGAUGAAAUGAUUGAGCCAUACAGACUUCAUGAAGAUGAUAAAGAACAAGAUAUUGCAGAUAAAAUGAAAGAAGAUGAACCAUGGCGAAUAACAGAUAAUGAGCUUGAACUUUAUAAGACAAAGACAUACCGGCAGAUCAGGUUAAAUGAAUUAUUAAAGGAACAUUCAAGUACAGCUAAUAUUAUUGUCAUGAGUCUCCCAGUUGCACGGAAAGGUGCUGUGUCUAGUGCUCUGUACAUGGCAUGGUUAGAAGCUCUAUCUAAAGACCUCCCACCAAUCCUUCUCGUCCGUGGGAAUCAUCAGAGCGUGCUUACCUUCUAUUCGUAAAUGUUCCACACAAUGGACAGUCCUCCAGAGUGGUACUUCAGUGCCUAGUGAAGUAAACUGAAAUCUUCAAUAACAUAUUAACAUCACAAUGGCAAAUGGUGACUUUUCUUUCACUAUUUCAUUAUUUUGAAAGCACACAGGAAAGUUGCUCCAUUGAUAUGUGUGUGGAGACUUCAGUUUUAGUCAAUUCCAUAUCUCAAUCUUAAUGAAUGGUGGUGAUUCUUGGACUGAAGUUCAUGAGAGUAGUUUUCCUUUGCUACUUGAAUAGCAAUAAAAAUGUGUUAUUUUUUGAUUGAUGAAAGGAGUACAAAAAGCCUUUAGCCUUGAGGUGCCUUCUGAAAUUAACCAAAUUUCAUCCAUAUAUCCUCUUUUAUAAAUUUAUAGAAUGUCAAUCUUUGCCUUCAGCUAUUAUCUUUGUUUCUAGUCUUUUCCACCUUAAGACAAAAUGGACACUGCUCUUCUUCUUCCAUCGACCGAUUAAUGUUGAGUACUGUAUGUUUUCUAUUACUUUUUUAAAGGUAUCUGUUAGGUAUUGAAAGUGAAAAUUAGGGCAAGUUAAUGAAAAAUGGUAACCAAAAAGUGACCCCAAGGUUAAGUUUGUAUGAGUACAUGUAAAUGUAGUUAAGAUAAAAAGCCCCCAAAUACCUUCUUAAUCUCUUCUGAUUGGCUAUUAUUUCAAUCUUCAUUAUUUUCCAAUACUUACAAUGUACCAUGCUGAAAAAUUACAUGUCAUUUUUUAAACAAGAUCAUUUGUAUUUAUUUGAAGAGAAAUCUGUCCUAAUUUAGAAUUCCCCUCAAAUCUGAGGAACUGAUAAGAAAUGCUAACAGAUUUUUUUUUUUUUCUGGAGGAAAUUUGGACAAAGCAAUGUCAUUUAAUAGAAUAUUUCAAUAAACACUAAGUGGAAUUUCACUAUAUUGUACCAUCCUUUAUAAUCAUUAAAGUAAUGUUUCAUCAAAUGGUUAAAUGGACCACUGGUUUCUUAGUGAAAUGUUUUUAGGCUUAAUUCAUUCAGCUGUCAAGUACACUUAGUCUUAAUACACUCAGGUUUGAACAGAUUAUUCUGAACAUUUAAAUUUAAUCCAUUCUUAAUACUUUAAAACUUUUGUGUUAAGGAAAAACUGCCAGUUUGUGCUUCUGAAAUGUCCGUUUUGACAUCCUAGUCUACUAGUACAAUUUUGACAGUGUAUAUGUACUAAAAGCUUUAUACAGAAUUAUUAAUGUGAAGUUUUUCAUUUUUUAUUCAAGGAAGGAUUUCCUAAAAACAUUUCAAGGGAUUUAUGUCUACAUGUCUGUAUGUGUGUGUAUGUAUGUGUGUGCACACACAGAUGUGUAUGUGUACAUGCAACGGAAUUCAUGUUGUUGGUGUUUUGCAUUUUAAGGUGAUUAAGAUUCAUUUGAUUUUUUUUGUUUGUUUUUUGUUUUGUAAACAUAAGUUUAAAAUCGGAUUGACAGGUACAGGUUUCAUGGAGAACAAAGGUGAUCAUUUGAAGGUCAUGCAUGCUAUAAUGUUACAGUUAUCCAGUUAAAAGAUAAAAAACAUUUCAUCUAAAAUACGGCUCAGUGGGUUCUUUGGCAUAAGUCUUCAUGGUAUAGAAUUUAUGCAGGUUUUCGUGUAUCUUGAUAGAAAUCUACUAAAUUAUUCUUUGCAAUGGUGCAGUACUUGGCUGCGUGAGUAUAGACUCAGUAUAAAUUGGAAGUCUGAUUGUUUUGAAUUCAGAAUAUUAAGAAAAUGAAACUAAUUUUCUGGAAAAAAUUUUCUACAUCACAAUUCUUAGCUUUUGUUCCCUUUAUUGCUGGUUUCGCAGUGUUUAGGAGGAAAGACAGUAGAAAUGCUCAGUAAACAAUAUCAUGUGUGAACUUCUAAAUGGAUAGAUAAUAGGGCAUGGACCAAGUGCUGCUAUCUUGAAAUGUGCACAGGUACACUUAAUUUUGUUGUUGGGUUUUUUUGUUUUGUUUUGGGGUUUUUUUGAGUUUUUCCCAUUCAGGAAAACAUCAUUGUGGUCUGUACUACAGGAACCAAAUGUCAUGCAUUAUACAUGUGUAUAAAGUACAUAAAAUAUAUCUAAAUAUGCAUAAUGUGGGGAGGGUAAUAUUGUCUGUGAAAUAAUGUAAGAAGCUUUUCACUUAAAAAAAAUUGUAUUACUUUCACUUAGCACUAGACACCAGGUCAAAAAUUUUCUAAUAAAUUUCAACAAUUCAUAGAGAUGUUAGCUAGCGUUGAAGUUACUGUACUUUAUUUAUGCUGAAUUUUGAUUAAUGCCAAAUAUUUUUUUAGUCAUAAUCAUUGAGACUUGGAAAUAAAUAAUUACACAAUGGCAUUUGGCAGUUCAUUAUUCCAAUAGGUGAGAAUUCAGUGGGUUGAGGGAGAAUGGUGGUGUUAAGCUGAUUAUAACAGUUACUGAAAUCAAAUAUUUAUUUGUUACAUUAUUUCAUUUGUAUUUUAGGUUUCCUUUUACAUUCUUUUUAUAUGCUUUCUGACAUUGCAUAUUUUUUAAGACUAUAGAAAUAAUUUAAAGAUUUGAGCUGUGGUGGAUGAUUAUCUACUAAGUUUGAAAAUGUAAUAUUUUGAUAAUACUGUACUAUAACUGUCACACAAAUGCUUUUCUAAUGUUUUAACUUUGAGAAUUGCAGUUGCUGCUUUGUACAGAAGUUACUGCAAUAAAGGAAGUGGAUUCAUUAAAACUA
Molecule: messenger RNA, 6292 nt
Organism: Nycticebus coucang (slow loris)
Lineage: Eukaryota; Metazoa; Chordata; Mammalia; Primates; Lorisidae
Gene: SLC12A2
Product: solute carrier family 12 member 2
Exons: 27
Coding region: 1-3606 (1201 amino acids)
Biological process (GO): sodium ion homeostasis; chloride ion homeostasis; potassium ion homeostasis
Cellular component (GO): membrane
Molecular function (GO): sodium:potassium:chloride symporter activity; ammonium channel activity
Source: RefSeq, a predicted model, not a curated record